AUGCCUGCCGGAAAGCGAUUUUGGCGUCAACUGCGUAACUUGGCCGACACUAUUGAACUAGACAUGCAUUGCCCACGCGCUCAUUGCCCGCCUGGCCACAGGUCACCCUCAUCUACCACAAUUACCACCACAGCCGAUGAUGGGUUACUUCCAGUCGUACGCCCCCACCCAGUCCGCGGAGCCCCAUAUUCAUCACAUCCAUUGCCGACACCUCUUCCGCCGCCUAACCGGCUUGCCGAGAUGCCUAGAUUACACCGCCUUAGGGCCACGCGAACGAGACAUGCACGUCGUCUUACCCCAAAACCUCCGGGUGAUGUACUUGCUAAAGCCUGGUCUUUGUUACAGAGUACUUGGCGCAAUCGACCUGUGCUUUUGGCACAGGCUGCAUCUCUGGUAAACACUCUCCAAAAGCCCUUUUCUGGUUUCGAAGAGGUGGGUUUAGGAUUCCUUUCCAUUUGGGAAAAUGUUUUAUAUCGUAUUAUUUAA
Protopolystoma xenopodis is the source of this 486-nucleotide messenger RNA. The record is from the annotation of a GenBank genome assembly. Lineage: Eukaryota; Metazoa; Platyhelminthes; Monogenea; Polystomatidea; Polystomatidae.